CGACCGGAGGAAGACCACCAAGCUUUUUCUAUUUUUCAUCGCCCUGUUGCUACCUCCUCGUCUCAUCUAUUUCUCGAUCGGGAGGAACAAAGAGGAGGAUAACAGGGCUCGUGAAGAUUCCCGCUGCCGUUUCGUGAGCCGAGCUGCACUGUGCGCUGCGUUUGAUCUGAGCAGGCAGCAGCAGCAGCAGUGAGAUAGAAAGAGACAGAGAGCGACGCACCGCGUGAACUAGCCAGCAUGCACAAACAUCACCACUGCUGCAAGUGCCCAGAAUGCUAUGAAGUGACCCGCAUGGCCGCCCUGCGCAGGAUGGAUGCCCCGGCAUAUGGAGAGUGGCAGCCCGAACCCUACGGAUACCCGGCUGGCUAUGGAGGCGGCCAGACCUUACCGCCCCAAACCUCGGGCGGAGGAGGGGGAAUGGGUGGAGGGGGUACAUUGGGAAGAAGUAAAGGGAAAAUGAUGUCAGCUGGGGGUCCUGGAGGCCCCAACCCCAAGAGCCAAUCCAAGGGCGGCCCCAAGGUGAACGGUAACAACUCAGGAGGGCAAGGAGGAUGGUGGCCCGAAUGCACCUGUUCCAACCGGGAGUGGUACGACCAGGCAAACCCUCCCCCCAUCAUUGUGAACGCAGACUCACUGGAUGCAGGCCCUUAUGUGAAUGGGAGUGAUGGCAUGUAUAAAUAUGAAGAAAUCAUUUUGGAAAGGGGCAACUCUGGCCUCGGGUUCAGUAUCGCUGGAGGUGUGGAUAAUCCACACAUUCCUGAUGAUCCAGGAAUCUUCAUCACCAAGAUUAUCCCAGGUGGUGCCGCCGCCAUGGAUGGGAGACUAGGGGUAAAUGACUGUGUUCUGCGGGUGAAUGAUGUGGACGUGUCAGAGGUUGUGCACAGCAAGGCAGUAGAGGCUUUGAAGGAGGCCGGCCCAGUGGUCAGGUUGCUGGUACGCAGAAGACAGGCUCCUCCUGAGACCAUUUUGGAGGUCAACCUACUCAAAGGACCUAAAGGUCUGGGCUUCAGUAUUGCUGGUGGUAUAGGCAACCAGCACAUCCCGGGCGACAACAGUAUCUACAUCACAAAGAUCAUCGAAGGUGGAGCCGCACAGAAAGAUGGACGUCUGCAGACAGGAGAUCGCCUACUGGCUGUGAAUAACAUCAUACUUCAGGAUGUGCGUCAUGAGGAGGCUGUGGCCGCCCUGAAGAACACUUCAGACAUGGUCUAUCUGAAAGUGGCCAAGCCGGGGCCAGUACAUCUCAACGAUAUGUACGCCCCACCAGACUACUCCAGCACCUUCCCCACCAUGGUGGACAACCACGUCGGACACAACUCCAGCAUGGCCUACAUGGGAGGCAUGGAGCCUAAACCAGUGUACCCACCACCCCAGGUCACCCCCUCGAGGUACUCCCCAGUCCCACGCCACAUGAUGGGGGAGGAGGACUUCACCAGGGCCGAGCCCAUUUACAGUGCCAUCCACAAACCUCAUGGGGACACCAGCCCUCCCUCCCCACAUCUGUGCAGCAGGGGGUCUGGGGAUGUGGGUUGCAGCCCCACCCCACCUGCUCUGUGUCAAAGCCUGGUCCCAUACACCGGCAGAGAGCCGCGGAAGAUCCUGCUGCACAAGGGUUCCACUGGUUUGGGAUUCAACAUUGUGGGCGGCGAGGAUGGAGAGGGCAUCUUCGUGUCUUUCAUCUUGGCAGGGGGUCCAGCUGACCUGAGCGGAGAGCUGAGGAGAGGAGACCGCAUCCUGUCGGUGAAUGGUGUAAACCUGCGCAAUGCUACCCAUGAGCAGGCUGCUGCUGCACUGAAGAGGGCUGGACAGACGGUGACCAUCAUUGCCCAGUACAGACCAGAAGAAUACAGUCGUUUUGAGUCCAAGAUCCACGACUUGAGGGAGCAGAUGAUGAACAGCAGCAUGAGCUCUGGCUCUGGCUCCCUCCGCACCAGUGAGAAACGCUCCCUUUACGUCAGGGCUCUUUUUGACUAUGACAGGACAAGGGACAGUUGCCUCCCUAGCCAGGGCCUAAGUUUCUCCUAUGGGGACAUUCUACAUGUCAUCAAUGCCUCCGAUGAUGAGUGGUGGCAGGCACGGCUGGUUACACCCCAUGGGGAGAGUGAGCAAAUUGGGGUCAUUCCAAGCAAGAAAAGGGUGGAAAAGAAAGAGCGUGCACGGUUAAAAACGGUCAAGUUCCACGCAAGGACGGGCAUGAUUGAGUCCAACAGGGAGAUGUUUGGCAGAAUGAACGACACAAGGCCAGUCAAAGUGAAGCGCAAAAAAAGCUUCAACCUAUCACGCAAGUUCCCGUUUUACAAGAGCAAGGAGAAUAUAGCACACGAUUUGGAGACUGAACAAUGCUUGACGUCCAACACCAGUGACAGUGAAAGCAGCUCCAAGGGUCAGGAAGACACAAUUCUAUCAUAUGAGCCAGUUAUUCGACAGGAGAUCCAUUACACAAGGCCUGUGAUUAUCCUGGGUCCAAUGAAGGACAGAGUAAAUGAUGACUUGAUCUCGGAGUUCCCCCACAAGUUUGGAUCCUGCGUCCCACAUACAACUCGUCCUCAACGAGAGAAUGAGAUGGACGGUCAGGACUACCACUUUGUGGCUUCAAGGGAGCAAAUGGAGAAGGACAUUCAGGACAACAAAUUUAUCGAGGCCGGCCAGUUCAAUGAGAAUCUGUAUGGAACCAGCAUCCUGUCUGUCCGGGCAGUGGCUGAAAGGGGAAAACACUGUAUCCUGGAUGUGUCUGGGAACGCCAUAAAGCGACUGCAGCAAGCACAGCUCUAUCCAAUCGCCAUUUUCAUCAAGCCAAAAUCUGUGGAGGCCCUAAUGGAAAUGAAUAAGAGGCAGACAUAUGAGCAAGCCAACAAAGUCUUUGAUAAGGCAAUGAAGCUCGAACAAGAGUUUGGAGAGUAUUUCACAGCCAUAGUCCAGGGUGACUCACUAGAUGAGAUCUAUAAUAAAAUCAAGCUGAUCAUAGAGGAGCAGUCAGGCCCUUACAUCUGGAUCCCGUCCGCAGAGAAGCUCUGAGCUCGCCGCCUCCACGGAGCCCCCCACCUGACCACCGUCACCUUUCUUUCCCUUUCACUGAUAUGUUUCAAAUCAAGUUUUAGUGUCAUCAUUAUGUUACCCUCAAUUGAAAGACGUCUUAUCACCAUUACUGUGACUGUGCACACCCCUGCAUGAGUUUCUCAGCAAUUCCAUUCAAGAUUGGAAAUGCCAUUCCUAAAGAAAUUUUUUGUCAUGUAAAACAUAAAAGGGAAACCUUUCGUGCGUUUCGGAUGGACUUGAAGAUGAGAAUGUCUCAACGAAGCGAGAAUGGGGAGCCGGGGAUUUGGAGAUGGUGGCACGAGCAGGAACCUUGUAUACGUUCAUUCAAUUUCAUGGAAAAAGACGUUCGAGGAUGCUGUGUGAGGUUUUUUUAUGAGGACUAGAUACAGAUCAAACCUGCUGAAGGUACCAUCACUGCUCGUGUUUCUAACGGAUAAACUUCAAAACAGAACUCACAAACCAGCUCGCUUUACUCGGUCGGCUGCCUGGCCGUUUGUAUGGCGAUGCGUUCAGAGGCAGAACAAAAUGGAAAACGGGAUUUGAGUCUAUUCCUUUCUAUAACUGAAAUCACAUGGAAAAUAAAAACCCUACGGAUAGAUUUUACUACAUGAUACGGUACACAUUUUACACUUCACUAGAAUUGUCUACUCUGAGGGCUGUUAAGAUUUCAUUUACUUGUCUUUGGGUUUUUGUGUUCUUUCUUUCUUGUGGUUUUGGCUGCUCUGUAUUAAAGAUGGGGGUAGAGAGGUGUAACUGGGCUCUCUGCAGACCACCAAACUGCCUUAUGAUGAAUAAACGCUUCUGUCAAAUUCUUGUCAAUCGUGGGGGGGGAGGGGGGAACGACACAAUAUUUAACCUAUCAGUGCUUAAGAGGGAGACUCGAUUUUACUGCUGUUUGUGAGUUUCCCUAUCCUAUUGGAGGCCUAACUUGUGAGUGCAAUAGACUUAAGUGUCUUACCUCUGUAAAAUCCUUUUUUUUGCAAAGCUUUUUUGUCUUAAGCAAAAUCCAAUUUCGGCCGCCAUUGGAGUUGUUAAAAAGCAGACAGCCCACUUGCACUUCCUCUACCUCCCAUGACUAUAUUCUCUUCAGACUGAACGGUAACAAGGUACUGUCCUGUUAGCUGCCCAGGAGAGCAGCCUUAAAACGGGUAGAAUCAAGACAAUAAUUGUAUUGGAUGUCCUUGAUAUUAAAGCGUUAGUGGAGUCUGAAAUUGACCGUUUACCCCAGAACUCGAAGAUGGUUUGAUUAAAUCUGUUCUUUGUAAUGAAAGCUUUUAAACGAUAUUUUUUUUCUUCUGCUCCUUCAUUUCCGGGCUGAUGUUUACUCCACUGUGUUGAGCCUUGUGCCAGGACGAGCUUGGUGAGCUCAGGAAUCUGAUGGAUAAUUACUACAAUAUUUUUUUUUUUACACUACUAAAGGGCCGCGAUCGUAUUGUGAUGGAAUAGAGAGUAUGAACUCAAAGGGAUGAUUUUCUCUCCUCUUAACUGAACACCCAGACACGCUGAUAUAUUAUACCUGUGUAUUCUAAAUAUUUAGUCCUCUUUUUUUUUGUUUUUUUAAACACUUUGUAAGCACUAUGUCUGUGGUCGCCCUUGGGCUCAGCUGGAGGGAAUGGGAUUGUGACAUAACAGGAUACAGAAGUUCAGUACUUCCUUCGAUCUUUCUUUCUGUAUCAAGAAGUCUGGAAUAUUCUUGGGCCCACUCUCUUCCCCCCGCCCCACCCCGCAGGCAUUUUCUAAACUGGUGCGCUCACCUACCAAGCAUCUCUGCGAAAUCAGCUGUCAUACCUGUGUCAAAACCAGAGUUCAGGGAAUAAUCGAAGGGAACAGAGCCAUUUAUAAACUGCUUACAGACUGUUUUAAUGGGUAUGAUAGCUGUAAAGUGUAAAUAUCCCCCUCACCUGUGCUUCAUGCAUGUGUGAUACAACUGGGACAAACAUGUUUUAUAAAUCACAAAUGUCAGGUAAGUAAACUUUGAAUUUAUUCUCAGAUUAAUUUCCAUACAAAUGUGCCGUAACGUUGGUAUUUCUCUAUAGAAAAAAAUAUCUUCAGCUGCCUAUCAGAACAUUUUUUAGUGAGUCGGGAACCAGCUUCCUUACAAUACGGCCUGUCUACUUGUGAAUCUUGUGGAACUUGUCUGAGUGUAUAGAUGAAAAACAAAUGUAAAAAUAUAUAUAAAUAUAAAUCUAUAAAAAGACGUGUGGACAGUAACCCAUAGAUUGAUAUUAAAGUAAACCAGGAGCUUAAAUAACACAUUUUAGCAUAGAUCUGGUCCACUGAGGUGACGAGCGGAAAAGCAGCUGACCGCUCGCACUGUUGAUGCCGGUCAGCCGUGUUGGUGAAGCCCAAAGAAUUUUGAUUUAUUGUACUAUAUUUCUAAUGAAGUGGAUUGAAUCCGAACAGCUCUGGUGUACUAAUGAGUGUCUCUGCUGCAGAAGGCACGAGCUUGAAAUGGGGAGGGAAUUGGUCCGAUUUGUCUUUUUGAGUGAUUAUGAGUUUUUGAUGUGACAGCACACCUGUGCAGUAAGUGCUUGCAAAUAUGAACCCUUUGAUUGUACAGUAGUGUCCUCCCCAUGAUUACAGGUGGAACAACCCAUCGGGACACAAGGAAAAUUGCUCUUUUAUAUCCUGGUCAAGAAGGAACACAGUCCUACCGAUUAUUAUUCUUUUUGUUUGGUUUUGUUCUUUUUUUGGACUGGACAAGAGUUUAUUUGUUUGGAAAUAAACUAUGUGACUCUGUUACGAUUUCAA
Messenger RNA from Carassius gibelio (silver crucian carp), 5787 nucleotides. It is a transcript of the gene dlg3, whose product is annotated as discs, large homolog 3 (Drosophila). The record is from RefSeq and is a predicted model, not a curated record. Gene Ontology annotation, biological process: chemical synaptic transmission. The transcript has 23 exons. Gene Ontology annotation, molecular function: kinase binding. NCBI's taxonomy places the organism in Eukaryota, Metazoa, Chordata, Actinopteri, Cypriniformes, Cyprinidae. Bases 238 to 3015 code for a protein of 925 amino acids. Gene Ontology annotation, cellular component: neuron projection; postsynaptic density membrane; neuromuscular junction.